GUGAGGUGUAUGGACGUUGGAGAAACAAGAGUGUGUUGGAUUAAUGUCCUCCUGGCCGCCUAAAGGUGACGAUGCCACGUGCGUCCGAUAUACCUGCGAGCAGUGCAAAAAUGCAGAGCAAACUAAGCGCCUGGACGCCCCUGAACCACCCCUUGACCAACAGCCGGCUUUUCGAGGAGAGACGUUGGCUGCUUAAAAAGUGGGUAAGUCGGACUCUCAGCUUCGCGCCGCAACUUUCUCCUUCCUCCUCCUCUUCCACGUCUUCGUGCACCCGACAGUUCCGCGGCUGGUCCGAGAGCCAGCGGAGGGUGGUGCUCAGCGACAUCCUCAGCAAAUGUUCCAAGGAGCAGCUGGAGUUUGUGGGCAGCUGUGUGAGCAGACAGCUCCCCCUGCAGGCCGCUGACUUCACCUGCGUGCUGCCCAGAACCGUCUGCCUCUACGUCUUCUCCUUCCUGGACCCUCGCAGCCUCUGUCGCUGUGCUCAGGUGAGCUGGCGCUGGAGGAGCCUGGCGGAAAUGGACCAGGUGUGGAUGCCCAAGUGCGUGAGACUGGGCUGGUUCCUCACCUUCUGGCCCUCGCAGUUUGAAGGAGGCGCGUGGAAGAGACAGUACGUCCAGAAGGUGAAGGACAUCCUCCUGGCUCCAAACAACCAGCACACCGAGGUUGCAGCGAGCAGCAAGCGGGAGGUGUCAGAUGUUCCUCUGCCAGGCAAGCAGGAAGUGUCAGAUGUUCCUCAGCGAAGUGACGAGCAGGACGCCAGGAGGAGGUUUGGCGGCAGAUCGAAGAAGGAGAAAGUUCCGCCUUGGAGAGACGCUGACAGAUGUCCCAAAGACACCAGACGCUUCAACUACCUGGACAACUUGGACACCAUUAACCCAGCCAUUGGACCAAUCACAGCAGCGUCAACAAAGGGCAGAGACAACAUUUUCGAGACAAAAACUCAGCAAUCAAACGACAUGAGAAGGAAGAUGUUGUCUGACACAAACUACAAACUACGCAAGGUUAAAUCUCUGAUGCUCCUCACUUCAAACUGCGAACAAGACAGUCCUCCUCAGCCCCGCUGGGCGUCUCCCAGUCCGAGUGUGCCGGUUACCAUGGAGACGGCGGAGAAGUUGCUGAGGUUAAGUCAGUGGAAUGCUGGGAAACGUCCGGGCCCUGCGAGGACGCCGAUACCCAGCAUGAGUGUGGAGGCCCUUAAAGCCUCUCAGCGUUCAAACAGGAGCCUUCCCAGUGCACCGCUGUUUGAAUUCCAGCCUUGGACUUGGUCUGGAACGCUCCAACAACACGCCAAAUGACCAACACCGUCCCCUGCAGGAGAACUACGGAAUGACAGCUGCACGUUCAAGUCAAACAUUUUUGAUCCAUGGGGAAAAAGCUGCUGGAAUGAAUACAGUUUUUGGGCUGGAAUAAAAUAAAGCGGUUGGUUUCCAGUCAACGACAGCAUGUUAGAAAUGUACCACCUUUAUUACCCAAUAGCACACUUUCAUCAAACAUCUUGCAUUCUUCACACGGAAAUGAAAUAUACAUCUUUGCAUAGUAAAAGCCAUCCGAAAUAUGUUCUUCUUUUGUGUGAGGAGUGUUUUAAGUGA
Messenger RNA from Nerophis ophidion (straightnose pipefish), 1589 nucleotides. RefSeq names its product F-box protein 16 (gene fbxo16). The coding region runs from base 72 to 1295 and encodes 407 amino acids. Lineage: Eukaryota; Metazoa; Chordata; Actinopteri; Syngnathiformes; Syngnathidae. The record is from RefSeq and is a predicted model, not a curated record. Gene Ontology annotation, molecular function: protein binding. The transcript has 8 exons.